UAGGACUGCUGGAGGCGGCCAUAGCGCCAUGUUGAAGGGAAUCAUCACACUCCGUGGAGAGACUCUCGUAAAAGAGCAGUUGUAAACCAGGUGUUAUUCUUUUUUCCUAAAGGGGCACACCUGUCAAGAUCGCCCUGGCAAUAAGAGGCGACCUAUAUCCUCGGAAACCCCGACCGGGGAGGGGGAACAGCCCCCCAACCUUUAGCAAUGAAGACAAACCUCAAUAAGCGCUAGCCGGCUAAUUUUAGCCUGCUAUCAAUAAGAUAGCUAGCCUGUUAGCUUGAGCUUUUCUAUCCGCUCAAAAACCGGCAACCUGCUCUUACAAGGCCGGGACUUGACGUAACUCGCCAGCAAUAUUUUUUUUACUUGCAUUGUUUUUACGCGCCUAGUCGCUAGCUAAUUUAUUAUUGUAAAUAUCUGUAUAGCCGUGCGUUUGUUUUUAAAUUUUUUUUGCGAUGAGUUUGCCGCCGAAAGCGGUGCCGAAACCAGCCGCUGCCUCCGCUGGAACUGGACCUGGAACCGGGCUGUCACCCUCGAGCCAGCUGCGGGCCCCCCUGCCCCAAGUACCGCUACAGCCGGGGCCACCGGUAGCUCAGCAGCCUCCGCCGGUGCCGCAACCACCAAUUUUCCUUAAUUUCCCCCCUAGGACUUCCAGACUGCCGCUCUCCCUGGAAGAGCGAAUCUUCUCCACACAGCCUGUCGCUGCUGUGUACAGUGUACAGAGAACCCCUGGCCCAUAUGACAUUAGUAAGGGACACACUAAUCUAGUGGGCACACCGCCGGGUCACGCCUCCUCCCCCGGACUCUCUCAGGUAUCAGUUUCAACAGUAUCCACUGCGCAUCUGUAUGGGCACCCUAAAGGCUGGGAGGCAGGAGGAGGGUCUCCAUACACACCUGGACAGAAUGCCUGCACGACGCCUAUUGUCUACUCUUCGCCAACACAGCCAAUGAACACACAGCCUCAGAGCCGCCCAUUUGCCCCUGGGCCACGUCCUUCCCAUCACCAGGGAGGAUUCAGACCCAUUCAGUUUUUCCAGCGGACGCAGAUGCAAACAGCCCGGCCCACCAUUCCAAGCAACAACCCUCCCAUUCGGCCCACAUCUCAGACCCCCACGGCAGCGAUCUAUCCCCCAAAUCAGCCCAUCAUGAUGACCAUGGCACCCAUGCCCUUCCAUUCACAGACAGGGCAGUACUACAUCCCACAGUACCGUCACAGUGCUCCUCCAUAUGUGGGGCCUCCUCAACAGUACCCAGUUCAGCCCUCUGUCCCCAGUACCUUCUAUGCUAGACCCAGUCCAGGGGACUUCCCUGCACCUUAUGCAGCUGGGCCUUCCUUCUAUCCUGGGCAGACAAUGUACACACCAUCUCCAUCCAUUAUAGUGCCUACACCACAACAACCCCAACCUACUAAAAGGGAAAAGAAAACAAUCCGCAUCCGAGACCCCAACCAAGGCGGCAAGGAUGUCACAGAUGAGAUAUUGUUAGGAGUGGGCGGGAGUCGCAACCCAACCCCACCGGUGGGGCGGCCCUCCUCUACUCCUACACCUCCACAGUUUUUAUGUCCACACCCUCAUUAUCCUCACAUUUUCUACCUCAAAUCCCAGCAGCUAAACAGCCAGGUAGCAGAUCACGGGCACAUCAUGUUUAAUGUGGACACCGCCCAGCUACUUCCUGCACACGUCGACUUGAAAGCAGAUGACAAGGCAAAAGUAGAGUUCGCUUCGCAAAGGUCUGCAUCUCCUGGACUGCGGAAGCCAGAGGCUGCUUUGGAAAGAAGAGGUCCCUGCAGCCCAGUCCAAACACCCUCUCCCCCACAGAAAACUGAGCUUCCCCCCUCAGGCCCAGAAUUGGCCUCAAGUGUAGCUACAGCCCACACUCCUUUCAUGCCUGCCUCAACAGUGGAAUCAGCUGAACCCUCAAGCUCCUCAGCUGAGCCCAGCCCUUCUAAAGCUAUCACACCAGAACCAGAGAAAUCCUCCUCAGAGCAACCCUCACCUCAGAGCCUGUCCGCAUCCCCAGCCCGGCCUGAAAAGGCAGUCAAUGGGCUGGCGGACACCGAUGCUGCUCCCUUAAGUGAGGGCUUAGAAUUCCAACCCAGGGAAGUCGCUCAUUUGCUGCCUACUCCCAGCGUUCUCCAGUCCCAGACAGCCAGCACGGAGUGCAGCCCCAUCACGACCGCACUGGAGGCGGAGUCUACAGAGGUAAAGGCAGAUAGUCCCUUGCCUCCUGUUGAAGACAGUGCUGGGUCUCCUGACGUCUCAUCCCUUCCUGCCACAACCUCCAUAACAACUGCUGCUAUCUCUGCCACACUUGCUCCACCUCCAGGCCUGACACACCCAUAUCAGGUUUCUGCAGGGUCAGGCCCAGUCAGGAGAUUCUCUACAGGGUCAGAGCUCAAAGAAGCAAGGAUGGAGACCGAGGCCUUGGCAGACAAGCGUGAUGAGCCCUUCUUGCAGUCCAGAAAAAGCUCAAUUCAAGCUACAUCUAGUGCACCAAAGACCUGGAAGAAGCCAAAAGAGGACAUGCCUGUAGGUCUAGAUCAGUGUCCAGACAAAGAGGAGGACAUGGAUCGACCUGCUAGGGAGCCUGCUGCGGAGAGCCCCAGUCCUCCUCCUGUGGAGGUGGAGAGGAUGCCAUCAGUAGCAGCAGUGCUCGAGGAGAACGGAGAGCAGGAAGCAGAGCCUCUGAGAAACGGGGCAGAACAUGCAUCCGAAACCGAGAGCAGCGACAGUAUCCACCCACCUGUAGUGAAAGAGCCGGUGAUCAAAGCAGUGCCAGAACUGGCAGAUAAUAAUGGAAAGAGGCUGUACGAUAGAAACUUCCUGUUGGGCUUCCAGUUCAUGCCUGCAUGUGUGCAGAAACCCGAGGGGCUUCCUCCCAUUUCUGAUGUUGUUUUAGAUAAGAUUAACCAAAAUAAGAUGACCAUGCGGCCAGUAGACCCACGUGUGACCUCCAGAGGCCCAGACUUCACGCCAGCGUUUGCUGAUUUUGGCCGACAGAUUCCAGGGGGCAGGGGAUCACCGCUGCUGAAUGUAAGCAUGCGACGACCACCUGCGCGCAAAAUUAUUACAAACGUUUCGGUGAAUGAUGACGUGCAGCUCAGGACAGCAGAAAAUGCCUGGAAGCCUGGCAUGAAGCGGGACAGCGUCACUGAAGAUUCAGAGUCCCUGAAAACUCAGGAGCUUUUCCGAAAAGUGCGUAGUAUCCUCAACAAAUUGACGCCACAGAUGUUCAACCAGCUGAUGAAGCAGGUGACCGACCUUACCAUUGACACAGAAGAGAGACUCAAGGGCGUCAUAGACCUGGUCUUUGAGAAAGCCAUCGAUGAACCAGGCUUCUCUGUUGCCUAUGGCAACAUGUGCAGCUGUCUGGCCACGUUAAAAGUGCCCAUGAUGGAUAAGCCCAACAACACUGUGAAUUUCCGGAAGCUGCUGCUGAACCGCUGUCAGAUGGAGUUUGAGAAAGACAAGGUGGAUGAUGAUGCUUUUGAGAAGAAACACAAGGAGCUGGAGGCAGCUACCUCAGCUAUCGAGCGGGAGAGGCUACAGGAGGAGCUGGAAGAAGCAAAGGACAAGGCCCGCAGACGCUCCAUUGGCAACAUUAAGUUCAUUGGCGAGCUCUUCAAGUUGCGGAUGCUGACGGAGGCCAUUAUGCAUGACUGUGUGGUCAAGUUGCUGAAGAACCAUGACGAAGAGUCACUCGAGUGCCUCUGUAGACUGCUCACCACUAUUGGCAAGGACCUGGACUUUGAGAAAGCUAAGCCACGAAUGGAUCAGUACUUCAAUCAAAUGGAAAAGAUAGUAAAGGAGAGAAAGACUUCCUCUCGCAUUCGCUUCAUGCUGCAGGAUGUCAUUGACCUGCGAUUGCACAAUUGGGUGUCUCGGAGAGCUGACCAGGGCCCCAAGACCAUCGAGCAGAUCCACAAGGAGGCAAAGUUGGAGGAGCAGGAGGAACAGAGGAAGGUCCAUCAGCAACUGCUGUCUAAGGACAACAAGAGGAGACCAGUGGUGCAGAGAGAGGAGACCUGGAGCACUGUGCCUAUGACUAAGAACAGCAGGACAAUAGACCCCGCUAAGAUUCUCAAGAUCUCCAAGCCAACAAUAGAUGAGAAGAUUCAACUGGGACCAAGAGCUCAGUUGAACUGGAUGAAGGGCAGCAGUGGAGGGGCUGGAGCCAAGGCCAGUGAGUCAGAUGUCUCUCGUCCCAGUGCCACCAGUUUGAACCGUUACUCACCCCUGCAACACUCAGCCCCACCGGCCUCCUCUUUACCCUCUACAUCCCCAGACUUUAAUGCCAGGAGAGUUCUCAGCAGUCGUGGAAGCUCAGGGCGGGAGCACAAUGACAAGCCAUUGAGCAUGGAUCCCACUCGAACAGGGACCCUCUCAUUGGGUGGCAGCAAUAAGGAGGCCCCUGAGGAGUCGGUGCAGGAGGUGUCCCGCAGAGACUUAAAUGCCUCAGACACGCCCAAGCUGCCCACCAGCACUGCGGACAAGAGCAGACUGGAGCGUAGCCAGUCCAGGGAGUCUGCAAUUAAACUUGAAGCACAGUCAGGUUCCUCUCCAGACAAGCUUGCAUUAACAGAAGAGGAGAUGGAGAGGCGGUUCAAGUCGAUUAUUGAUGAGUUUUUGCACAUUACUGAUUAUAAGGAGGCAGUGCAGUGUGUGGAGGAACUGGAGCAGCCUGCCAUGCUCUAUGUGUUUGUACGUGUGGGUGUGGAGUCAACGGUGGAGAGGAGUCAGAUCACACGAGACCACAUGGGUCAGCUGCUUUACCAGCUACUGCAGGCUGGAAGCCUCUCGAAACCUCAGUUCUUUAAAGGGUUCUCUGAAACUCUUGAAUUUGCAGAUGAUAUGGCCAUUGAUGUUCCUCAUAUAUGGCUGUAUCUUGCGGAACUGGCAACCCCUGUGCUUCGAGAGGGGGGAAUCUCUAUGAGAGAAUUAUUUAGUGAAUUUAGUAAACCAUUACUCCCUGUGGGAAGAGCUGGGAUAUUAUUUUCUGAAAUAUUGCACCUUCUAUGCAAACAUAUGAGCCGUAGGAAAGUGGGAUCAUUAUGGAGGGACUCUGGGUUGAGCUGGGCAGAUGUUAUACCUGAAACAGAGGAUGUGCACAGCUUCAUCACAGAACAUAAACUAGACUUCACAAUUUCUGAUUGUGUAAACCCAACCGAGGCUGUCUCUAAGAGAACACUCUCGCCUGAGGAACUGAACAAGCAACUUGAAAAACUGCUACUUGAGGAAAUGGCUGGCGAUGAACAAAUCUUUGACUGGGUUGAGGCUAAUCUAGAUGAAUCGGAAAUGAGUUCACCUUCUUUCCUCAGAGCUUUAAUGACUGCUGUGUGCAAAGCAGCAGUGAAAACCGAGGGCUCCUCCUGCAAAGUUGACACGCCCAUAAUCCAGAAGAGAUUGCCUGUAUUACACAAGUACCUUAACUCAGACACAGAGAGACAGUUGCAAGCACUUUACGCACUUCAAGCAUUGAUAGUAAAACUGGACCAGCCUCCUAAUUUGCUCCGGAUGUUUUUUGACUGUUUAUAUGAUGAGGAUGUGAUAUCUGAAGAUGCAUUUUAUAAGUGGGAAAAUAGUAAAGACCCUGCUGAACAGCAAGGCAAGGGUGUGGCCCUGAAGUCAGUCACUGCCUUCUUCACGUGGUUGCGUGAGGCAGAAGAAGAGUCAGAGGACAAUUGACGAGGGGAUAAAUGGACACAUUUUCCAAUUAGUGCUGAAGAGACAAUUAGUUGCUGAAACAAUAACUGCAUCAAAUUAAAAAGUAACAUAAGCAACACAUCAUGCAUCAGUUGGAUGGAGUUCAGCAAGAUUUCGAUUGGUACGGUUCACUGACAUGCAGCGACCUUAUGAUUUGCAGCAGAUGGAGCACUAAAACAUUUAUUAUUGUAUUUAUAGAAAUGUUGCAUUUAAGUUUUUUUAUUUUUUAUUUUGUUACUUUUUAAGGAAAGACUUUAAUAAUACAAAGUGCAACAAUGAAGCAAAAGAUAAGUUCAGACCUGUUAAUUUAUUUUUUGUAAGAGCAGCAGACACAAAAUUGUAUUCAACAUUUGCAGACAGCCACAAUGAGAGUUAAACGGUGGAUAGAGUAAUAAUGUUAAUAAUUGUACUAUUAAUUUAAUGACAAUAGCAAUUAUUAAACAACCUCCAUGAUUUUUAAACUGUUCGAUUAUGGUCAAUGACCGUUAUUUGGUUGAGGAUAGACAUGGCCAGGUUUUGAAAGGAGGAUCUCCGGUUUUAGUACAUCAGUACUAAAGUGUUUAGUACAUGUUGAAGGUUAUUUUUUUUAUAUAUAACCAUAGCAGUUGUUCCUCUGCUUUAGCUUGCUCUAUGUGAAACAUUUAAUCUGGCAGAAACUUGCAGAAAUAUGCAUUCAGGAGACUGCUGGAGUCACAGAACAAGAGCUCAGAAUGUGUCAACAAGCAAAUGGCAACAUGUACAAGACACUAAGGAAAUGUUACUGAACCUAAAGUGCUUGUUAUUCUUCAUACUGAUAGAGCAAAUUUAAAGCUUGUAAAUAAAGAAAAAAGAUUCAUAAAAAUAAGAA
Molecule: messenger RNA, 6549 nt
Organism: Myxocyprinus asiaticus (Chinese sucker)
Lineage: Eukaryota; Metazoa; Chordata; Actinopteri; Cypriniformes; Catostomidae
Product: eukaryotic translation initiation factor 4 gamma 3-like
Exons: 35
Coding region: 456-5684 (1742 amino acids)
Cellular component (GO): eukaryotic translation initiation factor 4F complex
Molecular function (GO): translation initiation factor activity; protein binding; mRNA binding
Source: RefSeq, a predicted model, not a curated record